AGUAUGGCCGGCGAUAUUAGCUAGCGCUCGCUCUACGGUAUUCUCUGUAAAAGGGAAGACGGUAAAUCCAAGAAAACUACACCUAAACUGCAAAAGGACUGUACUAAAAUAUUAAGUUAUAGCAAUCAAGCAAGGAUUGAUAAAGCUGAAAAAUAAACAACAUAUAUUUUCUGUUGUUGGUGUCUGUUGUCUCACGAUGGAAGAGAACGGUGCACACUUCUUUGAAGGGACCGAGAAGCUGUUGGAGGUGUGGUUCUCCCGACAGGAUGAGACCAAAGGAACAGGGGACCUCCGUAACAUCCCAAGGUUUGAGUGGGACAAACUUUUGGAGAAUGUGCAUUGUUUGAUCAUUAGUGUGACAAAAACCGACAAGCAGGAAGCUUAUAUACUCAGUGAGAGUAGCAUGUUUGUCUCCAAGAGACGUUUCAUUUUGAAGACAUGUGGAACCACCCUCUUACUACAAGCACUGGUGCCUCUGCUGGAAUUGGCGAGGGAGUACUGCGGCUUUGACACCAUUAAGAAUUUUUUUUAUUCCCGCAAGAACUUCAUGAAGCCAACCCAUCAGGAGUUCCCUCACCGGAACUUCCAGGAGGAAGUGGAAUUUCUCAGCGAGAUAUUCCCAAAUGGAGCAGCCUAUUGCAUGGGACGUUUGAAUUCUGAUUGCUGGUACCUGUUUACUCUGGAUCUGCCAGAGUUCUGGGAGAACAAGCAUGCGGAUCAGACGCUGGAAAUUCUGAUGAGUGACCUUGAGCCAGCGGUUAUGGACCAGUUCUACAUGAAAGAUGGUGUUUCUGCAAAUGACGUCACUCGUAUGAGUGGAAUACGUGACCUGAUUGCAGGUUCUGUGAUUGAUGCCACAAUGUUCAACCCUUGUGGCUAUUCUAUGAAUGGAAUGAAAACUGAUGGAACUUACUGGACGAUCCACAUCACCCCAGAGCCAGAGUUCUCCUACGUUAGCUUCGAAACCAACCUGUCUCAGACCUCCUACGAUGAUCUGGUCAGGAAGGUGGUGGAUGUCUUCAAGCCAGGGAAAUUUGUGACAACGCUUUUUGUCAAUCAGAGCUCCAAGUGUCGCAGUGUCUUUUCUUCCGCCCAGAAACUCGAGGGUUUCAAGCGCCUCGACCGCCAGUUGGCCCAAUUCAACGACUACAAUUUUGUUUUUACCAGUUACGCCAAGAACCGCCAGCAGAACCAGCAGAGUUGAGCCGCGGAAAUGAAGAAGAAGCGUAAAAAGAAAGCGGUCUGUCAGCGGGGCCCCCCUGGCCCCCGGCUCAGCCCUUCAGCCCGCUGUUACCCUUUAGAAUUGACCAGCUCUGGUAGUGCCCUCGACCCUAGUUUAACCUCCACUUUGAAUCGUACGCAUUCUCGUAUCUACGACUUAGCUAUCUUGCAUGAAAGCUCUCUUCUCCGUUUCGAUAUUCUAGCUCACUCUUGCUGUGAUCUUGAAGUGCAUGUAGAGGAAUUAAACGCGCUCUGUUUGAGGAUCUUCGCCCCCGCUCCGCACACCCAUCCAUGUGGCCCUUUCCUGCAGGUGUCUCCCCUCAUUCCCCACAGACAGGGCUUCCGGGCCCACUAGGCCAGAGCCCUGACAUGCUCAGAUGGGACCGGUCUCUACUGUGCGGUUACCGCACUCAAAACCAUUUAUAACGGUGAAUCUCUAGAUUUAUAACUCUUAUCAUUUGUAGAUGUGGUCUUCAUGCAUUUUUGUCGUUUGAGUGCACUUUAAUGCCCUCCUUAUACAUGCACACACACACACACACACACACACACACCUCAUUGGCCUUUCAUUUGCUGUUCCACUGGCAUUGGGAUGCCUGUAAACAAUGACGGACCCCACACUGUUUUUAGCACUGAAUGUAACUGCAAUCCCCUACAACUCACUUAGGAAUUUUAUGAAAACCAAUUCUGUGGAAGUGAGCUGUAAAGUUAUUGACCGACUGAACUAAGCCACAUAAUUGUAUUUGUGCCCAGCCGAUCUGAAGGCGUUCCAUGGGUUUUUGAAGCUGUUCACAACACUGAAUACAGUAUAACACGGUUCACUUGGUCUCUUCUUGGUUCACUUUUUUUCUCCCCAAGCUUUUGAUUAUUCGUUUGGUUAAGGCAGAAAACUUACCACACCAUCAGUUACACAAUUUUAUUGAAUGUUACAAAACUAUGAAAUGGAAUGGCGCUUUCUGGCAACACACGUAUCUACCGUGUAAAUUUGCACUUUAUUAUUUCAGCGGACAAGGUUCCUCUAUCACUAAAAUCUCAGCUCUUCUGCAAGAACCAUUUUGGACUGAAAUUUCAAGAACGCAUGAGCCAGGAUAUCCAACGAAGCCACAGUUUUAUAUAGUUUCCCCUCUUUAGCUGUUCCGUGUUUGAAUGUUUACAGAAUUAUGCAGUCUGUUCCCUUUUAGAAUGUUUGUGUCCCUGGGGGGAGCGGGGGGGAUCGAAGUCUGUGUCUAUCGAAUGUUACAAAUCAAACCUGAGUGGCCCGGUUUGCUGUGGUCGGUCAGCAACACCCUCUGCCAGCCAGCAGGAGGCCCUCUGCCCAGAGCGAGACCGUCCACUGGCCCCAGAACGAUGCCUGACACUGUCGCUCCCCCAGGCAGCGGCCCUGAAUGGGGAAAUAAUGAAUCGGACACUUUGCUUAGCACAGCGGUUGCCCAGCAAAGCAUUUUUCUUUCGCUAAACAAUAUACACCCUCUCUUUUUUUCCCGCCCUGUACAGAAAUCAGUAACCGCACAAUAGACGUCCACCCAUCUGAGCAUGCCAGGGUCACCCCGGAUCAUUCCACACAUAACCGCUGCAUAUACUGCCGUUUUAUUAAUUUUAUUGUGCGCAGACGUUUCGCAGUGAAUUGGUCCAAAAUGUGACUCCAUUGCAGUUUUUUUUUUGGAGUAGCGUCAAUGCCCUUUUGUUCAGUGACGGAAAGAUCCUGUCACACCGUGGUGCAUGUGACUACUAGUGCUGUAUUGCUUGACAGUGUUGUAAUGCCGCAGUCAGUUCCUCCUGUGUCAGGUAAUCGAUGUGCUUAAUCUUCCUCUUGGGUUUAUUGGCUGUAACUUAGAUAAAACUGAGACAUCCUGAUAAUGUAUCGUGUUAUAUUAAAUAAGUGGUUGUGCUUCCCUGAGAAUUUGGUUGAUUUUCAUUAUACAUCCAGUAGUGCUGAAAGCAGGCCCUGAAAUAUUUGGUUAAGCAAAAUAAUAUGUUCAGGCAGUUGUGGAAGAACUUUUUUUUUCCUUUGGUUUUUCUAUUCUGUCAUGUUCAUGAGACUUCUGCCACAAACUAGAUAUUAACUAGACUCUGCCAUUGGACCUGGAGUCGGCAGGAAGAGUCUGCACUUAAGGCUGGCAGCCCUGGACUGCUUUCAGCACUUUGGUUUUGUACUACUCUGUUUUUGUUUCCUUGUUAGGAGUGACUUGAAGGAUGUUUCAGGAAGCUCCUAAAACUCCUCUGAACUGUUGGUGUCAUGGGGUAUUGCGAACAGGAAAAAAUGGUGGUUUCAAAGAGUUCUGACAAAGGAACAGCCAAUGUGAAAUGUGCUCCCGGAUCAAGCUAACCUGAUCGUUCAAACGUUUUCCCUCCAGUAUGUCUGUUGUAGCUUUUGGAGUGGUGUCCGUUUUGACCAGAAGUAUAUUUGAUCAGGGAUCUUUCCUAAAUCACACGGCCCUGAAAGAGGUCUGGAGUCCUAGCAUUUUAGGAGCAGCAGCAUAGAUCCAUAGACAACAUGAAUGUGAUUGUUUUUUUGUUUUGUUUUUUUGGGGCGGGGGGGUGAAGUCAUUCAAACUUUAAAUUGGUAAAUUAGAAAGUGUCUAAAUGAGAUGUCUUGUUGAAUUGGGUUGGAACAUUGCUUUUUAUAGAAAAAAAAAAAGACUACCUUUCAGGGGGGAAAAAAUGAAAAAAAUGGGGUCAAACUUUUCCAUUUUAUAGUAGGGUUUUUUUAAUCUAUACAAAUUAAGGGAUUCAAUUCUGCUGCGGACCAACUUUGUUUUACUGUUCUGUUCUUUGUUUUGAACCAGUGUUCCAAACCAAUUCAUUCUUAAAUUGAGAUGUUCAAUUUUUCCUCUCUCCUCACCCCUCUUCUGCUUUACCCACUAGCUCUGUGUAGCAUUUCCUGGGGAAGGGGUAUAAUAUGACUUGUAGGACAAUGAGGAAGGGUGCCAUUGCAGGAUUAAGUAUUGGGAUGUACUGAAGGGAAAAUUUGGUGUUUUAAUUCUCUUGCUAUUCUUUGGUUGGUCAAGAUGUGCUAUAUAUAUCUGUACUCUGAGCUUGAUGCUUUAAUAAAAAAAAAAUAUUGCUUUC
Messenger RNA from Conger conger (European conger), 4287 nucleotides. RefSeq names its product adenosylmethionine decarboxylase 1 (gene amd1). Gene Ontology annotation, biological process: spermidine biosynthetic process; spermine biosynthetic process. Bases 197 to 1204 code for a protein of 335 amino acids. Gene Ontology annotation, molecular function: adenosylmethionine decarboxylase activity. The transcript has 9 exons. The record is from RefSeq and is a predicted model, not a curated record. Gene Ontology annotation, cellular component: cytosol. Lineage: Eukaryota; Metazoa; Chordata; Actinopteri; Anguilliformes; Congridae.